UUUAAUUAUUUGCUAAAAAUUGGUUCUAUUUCUAAGAGUCUAAAUUCUCUAUAUAUGUUCUAAAUCCAUUUUCUCUCUAAGUUUCGUUGUAUGCAUUCAACUAUCCACACAAGGCUUCUUCUUUUGACCGUCUAUUCUCUAAACUUUUCUUACUAAAAAUAAGGUAGACAGAACAAGCUCUAAGCAAGAGGCAAAAUUUCAGACAUAGAAAUUGAACUUACUAGAUUACCCCUUUGACUAAAACCAAAAAACACAAGUUUUGAGAGAAUUUUCCACUUUUCAACGAAGAAGAAGCUGGCAAAAAUCACAGUAGAAUAUUCAAAAAACUCCAAAAAUCAGAUUCUCGCCGUAAAAUCGGAACUAUCUCGCCGUGCGUUUUGGAAGCUUACCCCGUUGACCUUCUCGAACUUUCUUACCGAUCAAAAAAAAAAAAACUGUAUACAUACUUCUUAUUGUUAUACGAUUUUUAGGGUUUUUGGUGUUCGAUUUUUUCUUUCGAUUGUCAGAAAUUCUUUACAGAAAUGAAGAAGAAGCUCGAUACUCGUUUUCCUGCUGCUAAAAUUAAGAAGAUCAUGCAAUCUGAUGAAGAUGUUGGAAAGAUGGCCUUGCCUGUUCCUCUUCUAGUGUCUAAAGCUUUAGAACGGUUUCUACAAGAUCUUUGUGACCGUACAUAUGAAAUAACAUUGACACGAGGAGCAAAAACUAUAAGCUCGUUACACCUAAAACAGUGUGUACAUAGUUUCAACGUGUUUGACUUUUUGAAAGAAAUCGUCUGUAAAGUUCCUGACUUGGGUGACUCUGCUGCUGGUGGAGAUGAUCAACAGGUCGCAAGAAGAAGAAAACUUGCUGAUUAUGAUGAUAGUGAUGGUGGUGAAGAGUCCAAAAGAAGCAAACUGGAUGCCACAGGACAUACUAAUAGUGGUGGAAGAGGACGAGGAAGAGGUAGAGGCCGUGGACGGGGCAGUCGAGGAACUGCAGGUGAUAAGUUUGAAGAUGAUCCCGACAUGCAUGACAUGCAGGCAAUGAUGCUCAUCGAGGGGGAUGAAUCACGGGAAUCUACAGAUUGUGCAUUACAUGUUGAGAAUCCCGAGGCAUCAGCCAUAAAUAUCGACCUGAAUAUGAACUUGGAGGCAGAUGGUAAAACUUCCUCAACUUUAGUUUUGGGACUUGAUAAAACUGCACCAGAGUCUUCUAUUACAGAAACAACACAUGAUGAAUUCUCUACAUGGCCCUUAAGUGAGAUGGGAACUAUUGCAAUUGAUAAUAUUCAAUUAGGAAGCUUCAAUCAGAAUAUUGAAGAAGAUGAGAACUACGAUGAAGAUUAAGUAAAGAAGCAUCAGUUGAUUCUUAAAAUCUUUCAGUCUUAACUAGAUAAAUGUAAAAAGCUGACCAGAUAAGUAGAUAUGUUCCUCUAACAAGAGACCGUAAUUAGGGUAGGGAAGUUGAGAAAUACUUGACUAAAUUGUUUCUGUAUACAUCUUAGGAUGACAGGAGAACUUUGUAGUAUUUAUAAUAUGCUGCUGGUUAAAGUAAUCAUUGUUAUUUUCGA
This is a messenger RNA of Beta vulgaris subsp. vulgaris (sugar beet), 1549 nucleotides long. RefSeq lists its product as uncharacterized. Gene Ontology annotation, cellular component: nucleus. The transcript has 6 exons. Bases 522 to 1325 code for a protein of 267 amino acids. The record is from RefSeq and is a predicted model, not a curated record. Gene Ontology annotation, molecular function: protein heterodimerization activity. Lineage: Eukaryota; Viridiplantae; Streptophyta; Magnoliopsida; Caryophyllales; Amaranthaceae. Gene Ontology annotation, biological process: regulation of DNA-templated transcription.